Molecule: messenger RNA, 2627 nt
Organism: Lethenteron reissneri (Far Eastern brook lamprey)
Lineage: Eukaryota; Metazoa; Chordata; Hyperoartia; Petromyzontiformes; Petromyzontidae
Product: somatotropin-like
Biological process (GO): positive regulation of tyrosine phosphorylation of STAT protein; positive regulation of growth; animal organ development
Cellular component (GO): extracellular region
Molecular function (GO): hormone activity
Source: RefSeq, a predicted model, not a curated record
GUCAGGUCGUGGCAAAAAAGUCUGCAAUUUUUUCUGGAGUUCUAACACAAUUGCCGUUUUACAAUGAGGAAGAAGCAACAGCGAAAUAUAUUGGGGUUCCCAAUUAACUUUAUUGCUUUGCCAUUUAAUCCUAUUUAAAAAAAAGUUGUUUUAGAAAUAUCAGUUCAACCGAUACAAACGUAUCCAUCCCGUCUUCCAAAAUCCUAUUGUAGUCGCCAGUAGGAUUUAUAAAAAAUACACGUAUUUUGUAUUGUAUCGAGUUCAUAAAUCUCGGAAGCUAUCAAAAAGAAUGUACACGUGGCAUGUGCAUCAAAUCACAGGCAGUUAUAAUCAGGACGUAAGCGUAAAAUAAUAGUGCGUUAUUCGGUAAGAUAGACUGGACUAAAUUAAUUCGGAUACAUUUCGAUUCGAGGAAGCCGAGUUAUUUAUCCCAUACUUCCUAACGGAGACUCGGUGAGGGUUUACACACGAACGUGUGUGCGUGUAUGUGGGAGACAAAGGCGGCCUGGCGUGGUGGUGGCCACCUAUCCUCUCGUGUGCCGUUCAGGCCUCCAUAGGCUCUCUCGCGCAGCUGCUGCUCGUCAUGUCGGUGCUGGCCAGAGACGCGUGGGGUCGUCCUGCCGCGCGGGAAAAUGACCCUCUCCGUGACCUCAACCUGGCCAUCCCCAUAGCCGAGUUCGUCUACCACCUGUCCAGCCAAGCGUACGCCGAGCUGCAGGAGAAGCCCUACAACGGAGAGCCCCCGCGCGUGGCACCUUGGAGCCCUCCCAACGUGGUGAUGUCGUGUCACCCAGCCAGCUGGCAGGCGCCCAGCAAGAAGGACGAGGUCCUACAUAAGACGGACGACGAGCUGCUGCGCAUAUCUCUGGAGGUGCUGGAUUCGUGGAGCGGCGUGUUCUUGCGGACCCACGCCAUCCCGCUCGCGAAGCAGCUCGCAGCGAUGCAGCGCCUGCUACAGGACGGCGUGGCCACGAUGAGCGAGGGCCGGAAGCCCGCCCUGGAGUUCACCUCGGUCGGGGCACUGCCCCCGGUCGACGAGAGCCUCCUGCGCAACCACCGGCAGGACCUGCUCAGCUGCUUCAAGAACGAUGCCCACCGAGUGGUCACCUACCUCAAGGUCAUCAAGUGCCGACGCUUCCACGACUGCAGCAAGCCCUGAAGUUGUCGCAAAGGGCAGCUGAGCGAUGUUCUACGAGGAACGGGGUGGAAACGUGGCUUCGGACUUGUACCAGAUUGUUGUGUUUUUUUGUUUGUUUGUUUGUUUGUUUUGGAGGGGAAGGGGAUGUGAGCUAGAUCCGAUUCGUCAAUUGCCUGAGGGUGGCCGCCGAUGUUAAUCUGGUUCAUCCCCGUUCUUUGAUUUGGGAAGGUGCUCCACGCUCGUUGCUUUUAAAAUAAUAAUCUGGGGCGACUCGGAAGCCACGUUUAGUCUAUUCUAUAACCAAGCCAUCAUCGCACCAUUUGCACUAUCGCUUUACUUUCUUUACAGGGAAACGGAGUGGGGGGGGGGGGCGGUCUGUGUAUGCAACUCGACACACUUUCGCUGAUGUUAAUUGCAUAAAGUGAGUGGGGGUCUUCUCUGCAGUGAGUGGUCACAAAGGUACAAGGACAUUGGUCACCAUUGAGUAAAAUAAGUUUAAAUUGAAGGAAACAUUUUAGGCGAAAAAAUAUUGUUAUUUUAUCGACGAAAGUACGUCUUUUUUGGUUGUUGUUUUAUUUACGUAACUCUAUUCAACACGCAAAUUUUAAGCUGCCGGUUGAAAAUCCAAGCGCGCCUUUCCGGGUUGGCCAACGCGUUGAGCGUUGCUUUUCUGAAGCUUUCGCCACGCACUACUGCGGCUGGCCAUCGGCAGGGAUUGCGUUCGAAGAUGCCUACGGGAGAGAGUUUGCUGAUAAAGAGUUGAAAGAAAAAACACAUGUAUCGACGCCCAACGCCAACCCGACAAAACCACAUUCGGCUUUACAUAACUCAUCAAUAAUAAUAAUAACAAUCAUAAAAAGAUCGAAAGUAUUUUUUUAUUGAGCUGAAAUUAUGUUAAACUAAAUCAUAUUAAACACAUAGAUUUGAAGUUUUCGUGACUGCAGGGAUCCAUACUCUUUGGUUUUUUCGGUAAAGUCACGUUGGCAUAAAAUAAAAUAAAUUAAAUAAAAUCACGACGUUUCGAUCGCAACACAAGUGACCGUCAUCAGGCGGAACCGAUUCAGCAGUGUACUGAUUUAAUUGAAUUUCUUUUAAUGUAUACCUACGUGACUUUACCGAAAGAACCAAAGAGUAUUAAACACAUACUUUGGUCAUAAAUGAUGCAAACACCAACUUUGUUGGAGUGUUGAUCUCAUCGCUAAUCUGGACAGAUAUCUCACGUUUCCAACAUUUGCGCUCUGUGGUGGUUUGGUAACUGAGCAGUGUUUUCGUUCUCUCGGUCUUUAAAGCAAAGCUUCAUUUUUUAAACGACUCAUUGGCAAACCUGUGCUUUGGGAUCGAGUGAACACUGCGUGACCGAUGGAGGCUCGCGAGUGAUUAGAAUGUGCUUAUCGUGGCUAUCGCAAACUUUGCCUGCGCUUAUCCUCUCCUUAUCCAAAGCUUCAUGUGAACACGAGCCCAGCUCUUCUCAGUAGAUGUAUAUAAUGUA